AUGACUGAGAAAAACCCAGAACGCACAAAACCGUACCUGUUGCUCAACAUAUGGGGAGUCCUGUUGGCACUCAAAGCCUUGCUUCUGAUUGGCUACCACUCCACGGACUUUGACGUCCACCGCAAUUGGCUAGCCAUCACCCACAACCUUCCAGUGGCUCAAUGGUACCUUGAGAAAACGUCCCAGUGGACCUUGGACUACCCGCCGCUUUUCGCCUACUACGAGUGCUUUUUGCUGUACUUGGUGCCCAAACUCGUCCGGGACGACGGCGCCUUGGCAAUUGUCGAAAUGGGCUUGUACAGUCUCCCGACGGUCAUCUUUCAGAGACUCAGCGUGGUUGUUUCAGAGGUGGUGUUGUUUUUGGCGUUGCAGUGGUACGUCAGCAGCACCAAGCUGAACCAGGCGGCCGCAAGGGCGUUUGUGGUGGCGCUGAGUUUGGUUUUAUCGCCUGGUUUGUUGAUUAUCGACCAUAUCCACUUUCAGUAUAAUGGUGUGCUUUACGGCUUCUUGGUUCUUAUGAUCAAUUGUGCCCGUUUGGAGAAGUUCUUGUGGUGUGGCUUCUGGUUCAGCGUUCUUCUUUGCUUCAAGCACAUCUACUUGUACUUGGCACCAGCGGUGUUUGUGUACUUGCUCAGGGCAUACUGCUUGAACUUGAACUACGACAGAAAGAAGAGCUUUGCCCAUAACGCCGUGCGGUUGGUGAGAUGGCGCAAUUUGUUCAAAUUGGGCUCGGUGGUUAUUGGCGUGUUUACCGUCGCUUUUGGCCCUUUCAUCUACUACCAUGUCAUUCCAGAGAUGCUCGAGAGGCUCUUUCCGUUCAGCAGAGGCCUUACCCAUGCGUACUGGGCGCCAAACGUAUGGGCACUCUACUCCUUCCUUGACAGAGUGCUUAUCCAGAUUUACAAGAGGGUCCCGCUUUCCAGAAUCCCACUUCAACGCAUUCUUCAGUUCGACCCUUCCCUCCUCAACAACAAAAAGCUCCUUCUGUCCACAACCAGAGGUAUUGUGGGCGACAUUGAGUUCUUGGUUUUGCCUACAAUCACACCACAGCUCACCUUCUUGCUCACCCUCUUCUACCAGGUCAUGGCGCUCAUUCCACUUUUCCUUCAGCCUACUUUUGAGAGAUUCAUUGGCGCUUUGACCUUGUGCGGCUACGCUUCUUUCCUUUUCGGCUGGCACGUUCACGAAAAAGCCGUGUUGAUCAUCAUUUUCCCAAUUUCCUUCCUCGUUACCAGAGACAAGCGUCUUUUGAGCAGCUUCAACCUCCUCGCUGCAUGCGGUUACGUAUCCUUGUUCCCGCUUAUCUUCACCUGCGAGGAAUGGCUCAUCAAGGUGGUCUUCACGCUUCUCUGGUUCAUCAUCUUCUACUUCCACUUCAGGAAAGUGGUCCGUGUGCCUAGCCAUUUAGCUCAGCAGUCAGGCUACAUGGUUGAACGAGUCAGCAAUCUCUAUGUGUUGGGCCUUUUACCGGUGGUUUUUUUCACCAGCAUGAUCGACCUCUUCCAGCACAAAUUCGAGAUUCUUCGCCAGCUCGAGUUUCUCAAACUCAUGAUCUAUAGCGUCUACUGCGGCUUCGGAGUUAUCAGCUCGUGGAACACUUUCAAUUGGCUAUACUUUGUGGAUGAGACAAUCUGGGACCCUCUCAGCUAG
This is a messenger RNA of Candidozyma duobushaemuli, 1650 nucleotides long. RefSeq names its product dolichyl-P-Glc:Glc1Man(9)GlcNAc(2)-PP-dolichol alpha-1,3-glucosyltransferase (gene ALG8). Lineage: Eukaryota; Fungi; Ascomycota; Pichiomycetes; Serinales; Metschnikowiaceae. Gene Ontology annotation, molecular function: dolichyl pyrophosphate Glc1Man9GlcNAc2 alpha-1,3-glucosyltransferase activity. The record is from RefSeq and is a predicted model, not a curated record. Gene Ontology annotation, biological process: protein N-linked glycosylation. The coding region runs from base 1 to 1650 and encodes 549 amino acids. Gene Ontology annotation, cellular component: endoplasmic reticulum membrane. The transcript has a single exon.